AUGUUUUCCAAUAUUUACAACAAAUUAUUAACAAAUAUCCCAAGUAUUAACUCAUUAGAGACAAGAUUCCUCUCUAAAAGUUUAAAUUCAACAACAAGAAACCUCUCAACCAAUGUUAACCGACAGAAUUCAAAGGAAUUCGAUGUAUUUAUAGUCGGAGGAGGAACUACAGGGACCUCCCUCUUCUACACUUUUUCAAAGUUUACAAACCUGAAAAGGAUCGCUCUGUGUGAAAGGAGAGCAGGAUAUGCACUUUCAGCAUCGUAUCCCAAAAAUAAUAGUCAAACCAUUCAUUGCGGAGAUAUUGAGAGCAAUUAUACCACUGAAUCGGCGAGAAAGGUAAAAAGGGCGGCUGAUAUUUUGAGGAAUUAUUUAACUAAAUUGCCAAAAGAUGUUUUGGAUAGUAUUGCAAAAGAGGGCCAAAAGAUGUUAAUUGGAGUUGGAGAUGCAGAAUGCGAAUUUGUAGAAAAGAGAUUUAAGCCUUUCAAGGAAAUUUUUCCAACAAUGGAGUACUUGACUAAGGAUCAGAUAGCAAAAGCUGAGCCGAAUGUGAUUUUAAAAAGGAACGGAGAGCCGAGACCAGAAUCAGUUAACGCACUUUACGUGGAGAACGAACUCACGACAAUAAACUUUCUGAAACUGUCAGAAACGUUCGUGAAAACAGCGGAGAACCCAGAUAAGGAUCUGGUGACUAUGAUGAACACGGAAGUUAAGAAUGUUGAGAGACUGGAAAAUGGAUUUAAAGUAAACACUAAUAAGGGAGAGUUCUUUUCAAAGUUUGUAAUUUUUGGUACUUGCGGAUAUUCACUACUGUUCGCACAUAAAAUGGGCUUUGGACUUGAAUAUAGUGUGCUUCCAGUAGCUGGAAGCUUUUACUUUUCAAAGGACAUUUUGAAGGGGAAAGUUUACACAGUUCAGAACCCUUUGCUGCCUUUUGCAGCCAUUCACGGAGACCCAGACAUUGUCGCUGAUAACCAGACAAGACUGGGCCCAACAGCUUUGCCACUUCCUCUCCUCGAGAGGUACAACCUGUCAAGUUUCCCUGACUUUUUGAGGGUCUUCAGGCUGGAUCACAGGGUACUGUUAGUUUACUUUGAUCUCUUUAAGCAGAGCACGAUAAGGAACUAUGUUCUUAAAAACUUUUUGUUCGAAGUGCCUUUGCUCUCGAGGUGGCUUUUCUUGAGGGAUGCCAGGAAAAUCGUUCCAUCCCUGAAUUACUCAGACAUCGUGUAUUCUCAAGGAUACGGAGGAGUAAGACCUCAGCUAGUUGAUAAAAAGAAUAGGAAACUCCUGUUUGGUGAGAGUAAAAUAAGGUCAGGAGACGGCCUGAUAUUCAACAUUUCCCCCUCUCCAGGCGCUACAACAUGUCUUUCAAAUGCAGUGGGUGAUGCAAGGGAGGUUUGUGAGUUUCUGGGUGGAACUUUAUAUGAAGACCGUGUUAAAAAGUUUUUGUUAGAAGGCGAGUAUGAAGUUACGACCUAG
Molecule: messenger RNA, 1482 nt
Organism: Theileria annulata
Lineage: Eukaryota; Apicomplexa; Aconoidasida; Piroplasmida; Theileriidae
Product: malate:quinone oxidoreductase, putative
Exons: 6
Coding region: 1-1482 (493 amino acids)
Biological process (GO): tricarboxylic acid cycle
Cellular component (GO): cytoplasm
Molecular function (GO): (S)-2-hydroxy-acid oxidase activity; L-malate dehydrogenase (quinone) activity; (S)-2-hydroxyglutarate dehydrogenase activity
Source: RefSeq, a predicted model, not a curated record